Enterospora canceri is the source of this 432-nucleotide messenger RNA. Lineage: Eukaryota; Fungi; Microsporidia; Enterocytozoonidae. The record is from the annotation of a GenBank genome assembly.
AUGAAUAUUCUACUAUAUUACGCACAUUUAAUAUUGGCAUCAGAUAUCAACAUGAACAGUAGAACUGUGUUAAGACGAAUCGUAAAUAGGAAUACUUCUAUUUCACCUGAUAAAAUGAUAGUGAUCACAUCAAGUAGUUCAUCGCAAGAAGAAUCAGUGGAAUAUUGCAGCUGUUUUAGUCUCUGGAAAUUUAUUUACAACAGCAUAUCAAGUUGCAUUGGUGCACUAUGUACAUGGUCUACUUCUUCUAAUGGUGAAUCUCAUGAAUUCGCUAGUUCAUCAUCUGCUGAAGAGCUCGUUGUAUACCAUCGUGCAUCGCAUGGUAUAAAAUCAAAUCCAAACGUAUACAACAACAUAAUUAUCGUGAAUGAGUGCACAGAAAGAGGCACUAAAGCAAAUGACAGAGAUAGAUUGCCAACAAUAAACGAGUAG